Molecule: messenger RNA, 1240 nt
Organism: Magallana angulata
Lineage: Eukaryota; Metazoa; Mollusca; Bivalvia; Ostreida; Ostreidae
Exons: 3
Coding region: 134-712 (192 amino acids)
Source: RefSeq, a predicted model, not a curated record
AAUAUCAAUAAUUUCAUUUUCAUUCCAUCACAACACUUAUAACCAUCCAACGAACGGCCAAAAAAAACGGGACCCUUAAAGUUUAAAGUAUUUUCAAUUGAUUAUCGCCUAAGAUCAGUUAUUAUAUUUGAGAAUGGAGGUAUACUGGAUUCUACCGCUGCUGUUAUUGCUUGGUCCCUCCGAUGCCAAUACUUGUGUGGAGUACUCAGUUUCCAAGACUCCGAACUCUACUGUCCAUGUGGGCUAUUUGUACCAGACUCUCGUUCUGGGGACCCUCACGGAGUGCUCCUCCCACUGUGUGAGAGGGACCAAGUGUAAGGCUCUGGGUUACACAUCGACAAAACAGUGUAAACUGUUCACCAAGUCCUUUGAGGACGACUCCACCCUGGUCAUUCCCGAGACGGGGACGUAUUACGUCAGCCGAUCGAGCAUCCCGACGGGGAUUGCGGGGAAGUGUAGCGGACACACUUGCGGGGAAAACGAUCUUUGCAUCGAGAAAGACACGGGCUAUCAAUGUAUUCCGGUGUAUGGAGGCGAGCGUUGUUCUGGGCCGCCUAGUGUGACCAAUGCCGUCGUGAACUUUGCUGACCCCGAUUCCUACCCCUGGGGCACGGGGGACACCGUGCACUUCAACUGUAGUGCGCCCCCGGCCGAGCCGCCGGUGAUGACGUGCAUGGACAUUGGGGUGUGGAGCUACUCAUUUUCGUGUUAAGCGGCGCCAUAAUUGUGCGAAUUUCGAAUACCGUUCGGCAAUUGAAUUAGAAACAUUGUUAUAUUAUGAGUUUGAACGUGUUUCCAUGAACCAUAUUUUGAAAAAUAAUCCAGUAACAAAGUUGUAUUAAGACUUCAACUGCAGGGCUUUGAAAAAAACUAGACAUCUUUAUAUUUAUUCUAUAUGUAGAAAGAUAAACAAACGCUGCACAGCUUAAAUAUUGAACUUCAUAUACACACCAUUGAAUAUAAUCCGGUACUCAAAAAUACUUUUCUGACAUGAAAUUGAAUAAAAUCGAUAAACCAGCGAUAACUACAUAUAUGUAAUUGUGAAAAUAUGAAAUAAUGGGCACACAUAGAGAGCGUUUUUGUUCAGGUAAAAAAAAACAACAAGGAAAGUCUAUUGUAACAACUCAGACUUCGAAAACAUUUUGAAAAGUAUUCUCAUGAUGCAGCGAACAAUAGACUUCCUGGACAUCUAUAGCUAGGAUGCUAUAUAUUGUUAAUGAGUAAAUGGGUUAUUGAUGAA